This is a messenger RNA of Hyposmocoma kahamanoa, 2656 nucleotides long. RefSeq names its product anoctamin-8-like (gene wwk). The transcript is spliced from 19 exons. Gene Ontology annotation, cellular component: plasma membrane. The coding region runs from base 41 to 2347 and encodes 768 amino acids. Gene Ontology annotation, molecular function: chloride channel activity. Gene Ontology annotation, biological process: chloride transmembrane transport. NCBI's taxonomy places the organism in Eukaryota, Metazoa, Arthropoda, Insecta, Lepidoptera, Cosmopterigidae. The record is from RefSeq and is a predicted model, not a curated record.
UACAGUGCCCGCGUGCGUAAGCAGAGGCGUAGUGCAAAGUAUGUUCCCUCUGCAUGACAGAAACGCCUUGGAAAGCCUCCGAAAAAAAUGGGUUAAAACGCUUUUUAAUCCGCAACCUUUAGAUGAAAUAAGUGAUUACUUCGGUGUUAAGAUAGCAAUGUACUUCGCGUGGCUCGGGCACUACACCCGGUCGUUAGCCGUGCCCGCCGCAGUUGGUUUCGUGUUUUGGAUUUGGCUGGGCACAGCGAAUGACAAUUGGAAGGACGUAGCCUACGUUUUGUUCUCUCUAUUCAAUGUUUUGUGGGCGUGUGUUUAUUUGGAGACUUGGAAACGAUAUUCGAAUGUCUUGGCCUAUAAAUGGGGAACGCUGGACCAAAGAGAUGAAUUGUUAGUUGAACCGAGGCCGCUGUUUCAAGGUGAGAUGGGCACGAGCGCAGUGACCGGCCGCCCGGAGCCGCAGUACCCGGCGUGGAAGCGCCGGCUGUGGCGCCACGCCGUGUCCUUCCCCAUCAUCGUCGCCUGUCUGCUGCUGGCGGCGGGGGCCACCUUCGCAUUACUCCGAGCACAGGACUGGUGGGAAACCCAUAUAGUGUACAUGACGUGGAUCCCGCGCGCCAUACUCGCCAUUAUAAUCGCCAUCGAGGAAGAGGUGUACGCAAGGAUCGCAAGGUGGCUCAAUGAUAAAGAAAACUACAGACUCGAGACAAAAUAUGAGAAUCACCUGAUUGUGAAAAUAGCAUUGUUUCAAUUCGUCAACUCGUUCAUGAGUUUGUUCUACAUUGCUUUCUAUCUUCAGGAUAUGGAUAAGUUAAAAGAGCAAUUGGCUGUGUUACUAAUAACGAGGCAGAUAAUAGGCAAUCUGAAGGAGUCUGCGUUGCCUUACCUAAUCGAGAACCUCAGAUUGGCGAAAAUAUGUGUUGAAGUCUUCGGUGCCUUGAGUCCUAGUAAAAUACCUACAUCGGCUCAAAUAACGGAGCUAUUCGAGAAGAAGACGGACUCAUCAAGUGAACCUCCUGAUACGAAUCUCAUCAAUGGAGGAUCAGACAGUGAGAGACGUGAUUCGGACAGCGUCGCGCCCAAGGUUAUACAUCAAGCUGAAUUGGAGUCUCAGUUGUUCAAGUACGAAGGCACCUUCUCCGAGUACCUCGAAAUGUUAACCCAACUGGGUCACGUGGUACUUUUCUCGUCCGCGUUCCCGCUAGCGGCCGUAUGUGCCAUGCUGAAUAACAUGGCAGAAGUGAGGGCUGAUGCAUUCAAAUUGUGCCACGUCGCUCAACGCCCGUUUGGCGAACGAGUCGCUAACAUUGGCAGUUGGCAGCACGCGAUGGAAGCUAUGGUCGCUGUAGCGGUACUAGUCAAUUGCGCGUUGAUUGGUUUGUCUGGACCCGUACAUCGAUUGCUGCCUGAUGCCACACCGGCUCAAAUAUUGCUGGUCAUCGUUGCUUUAGAGCACGUGGUACUAAUAACGGUGUUGGCCUUGCGCAUCGCCAUCCCCGAGAUCCCGUCGUGGCUGGCCACCGAGAUGGCCAAGGUGGAGUUCCAGAGGCGCGAGGCUAUCAAGAGUGCGCACGCACCGCUUAUGUCGGAAUGUCCCAGCCAAGACGACAUCCGUCCCUCAGCGAGAACCACACCGCGUACUAUAACACCUACCACGCCUAAACAGUCUGAUAAACAAGUCGAUAGAAAGAAGAUAACCGUUGGAAAGAUACCUGAAAUACCCCCUUUCAGACCAAAAGCCGCGUCUAUAGCUGAGCCGGUCACUACUGGGUCUCUACAGAUGCUUCAGGACGUCAGUCCUACUAAAUCUGCUUUGAGACGUAAGGAAGCGACCCCUGGCGCUCCACUAUCCCUCCUUGGCGUUCGAGGACUCAGAGACGAGCCGUUGCACAGAUCCGCACAUUGCAUCCCGCAGCCCACACAGCACAGGCCUCUCGUCAAUCCUACUCUGCAGGAGCUGUCAGGCACCGUAAGCGCCGGCGGGUCCGAGCCGGACUUGAACGCGGCGGGUGCGCCGCCUAACGCCCCUGCUGCGUCUGUCACGCCCUCUGUCGACAUCAGUGCUACUUCGAGCGAAGACGACAAGCCAAAGGACAAGAGCGGUCGAUCCCGCGCGAAGGCGGCACUGGUGAAGCGCGUGCGCUCGGUGGCGGUGUUCUCGCUGGGGCUGCGCAAAGCCCGCGAGGCCGCCGCCGCCGCCAGCGGGGACCACAAGGCGCACACGCCGCAUACGCCCGACAGGAUCAGCUCGCUCGGUCUACCAGCACCAAUGCUCGGCGGUGAACUAUCCCUCAUCCCCAUAGAACAGCUGAUACAAGUCGACGACGUACGCAGACCUACUCAAACAUAAAUCUAGCUAUAAUUACACGUACGUAAUAGUUUAGAAUGAAAUUGUGAUUGUCCCUCGAACAUUUUUACGUAAUACAAAAUUGUGCCUUAGGGUUAUUUCACACAUGCGAUAUUUGUGCAUCAACGACUUAUACAUAAAGGAAGAGUUGUAACAUGCUACCUUUAAAAAUCAAAGCUCUUCACUUUUGAUAACAUUGUGAUUAAGUUUACCUUUAUAUGGCCCUAAGGUUAUUCCAGUCUGAAGUACUGUAUUUUUGUUACGAGCUCUACGCACCACGUGCUGUCAUAUUUUGACAGCAAUAUCAACGUU